UUCUGUCUGGGCUGUGGCAGCGGGCAAGGCUGGGCGACAUGUCCAGGGCACAGAUCUCGGCUCUGGUGUGCGGUAUCGGAGGGUUUGGUGCUCUUGUUGCUGCCACUACGUCCAAUGAGUGGAAAGUGACCACCCGUGCAUCCUCUGUAAUAACCGCCACCUGGGUUUACCAGGGACUGUGGAUGAACUGCGCAGGUAACGCCUUGGGCUCCUUCCAUUGCCGGCCGCAUUUCACCAUCUUCAGAGUUGAAGGUUACAUCCAGGCGUGUAGAGGACUCAUGAUCGCUGCCGUCAGCCUGGGCUUUUUUGGCUCCAUUUUUGCACUCUUUGGGAUGAAGUGCACCAAAGUUGGAGGCUCAGACAAAGCCAAAGCUAAAACCGCUUGCUUGGCUGGGAUUGUAUUCAUAUUGUCAGGUCUGUGCUCCAUGACAGGCUGUUCCCUGUAUGCAAACAAAAUCACAACAGAGUUCUUUGACCCUCUCUUUAUGGAGCAAAAAUAUGAGCUGGGAGCUGCUCUCUUCAUUGGAUGGGCAGGAGCCUCUCUCUGCAUCAUUGGUGGGGUCAUAUUUUGCUUCUCAAUAUCUGACAACAACAAAACACCCAGAAUGGGCUACACAUACAAUGGACCCACGUCUGUCAUGUCUUCUCGGACCAAGUAUCCUGGUGGAGAAGGAGAUUUUAAAGCCACAAGCCCUUCAAAACAGUUUGAUAAGAACGCUUACGUCUAAAAGACCUCCUGGCAAGCCGUGGUGUCUUGAGUUUGCCUUGAACUGUCCACACAACGAUCCUUCCCAGGCUCCUCCUGUAAUUAUCACUUCAGCUUGUUUUUUUUUUUUUUUUAAAUAUGAAUUUGAAGACUGUUGAUUGGAUGGAUGUAAAUGUUUCUUACAGUUAUAUGCUAAUCAUUUUCUGUUGCGCCUUUCUCUAGGGAAAAUAAACAGGUUAUCUACAGGAUCUGUAUGUUUUAUACACGUGGAUGCUCUUAGUUCAGAGGCUCAGGAGAUGCUGGGGGUGACAGCCACUUUGAUCUUUAGUAUGCCUGGAGUGUCCCUCAUUUCACCCACAUGAGACAGAAGUGUGUAGGGGGUGGUGUCCUGUGAACGGGACAGGUAUAGUUAGAGGCUGUUGGUCAUCAUGUUAAACAGCUGCAUUACUAUCUGCCACGUAGAGCUGUCCGUCAGGCCUGCCAUGCACGAUGACAGCUCAGCAAGGUCCAACCGGGCCAUACAGGUUUGUCUGACACCGAAAAUCUCAGUAGGUGAGCUGGGCACUGGUGGUGGUUGAAUCCAAAGCCAGCUAAGGGAGUCGUAGAGUCUGUGUGUUACCUUCCGUUCUCACUUCCUGUGUCUCGUGGGUCCUACCCACAACACUCACCAGGCCACUGAGACAUCAGCUGUUUUCCGAGACGUGGGACAAUGCUGCAGAUUUAUCCCCGAGGCUGGCCCUGCCUAUCACUCGCCCACAAAGGCAGUAAUUGUUCUUGCUGCCACACAGCUUAUGUGCCCAUUUAUACUUACAGCACCCUUGAUGGUAAGUAGGUAGUUUCGUCUUCCUGCAUAUACAGCGAAGAAAAGUAAAUCGGAGGGAGAGUUGAAGGGAGGGGUCCGUUAGAGACAGGGCCAGGACAUUAGCUGGGAUGGUCUCAGGGUUGUGAGUGGUGGCCGAAAAGGAAAAGUCACAUUGUUUGCAGGUACUCAAUGGAAAGAAAAAGAAAUUUUAAAAAAUGUUUUUUUAAAAUACAAUUAAAAAUUUUUAAAUGCCA
Phodopus roborovskii (desert hamster) is the source of this 1762-nucleotide messenger RNA. RefSeq names its product claudin 10 (gene Cldn10). Bases 39 to 728 code for a protein of 229 amino acids. The transcript has 5 exons. The record is from RefSeq and is a predicted model, not a curated record. Gene Ontology annotation, molecular function: structural molecule activity. NCBI's taxonomy places the organism in Eukaryota, Metazoa, Chordata, Mammalia, Rodentia, Cricetidae. Gene Ontology annotation, biological process: bicellular tight junction assembly; cell adhesion. Gene Ontology annotation, cellular component: plasma membrane; bicellular tight junction.